AUCAAUCUAAGAUUACAUCUUCUGAUCUUCAGCGACUGGAUAAGUAUUCAGUAGAUUAAUGAAUGUUAUUAACGGGUUGAUUUUGAUUCGUGAGCGAGGUUUUAGAAUUUUGACCAAUUUUGACACUACGACCAAGAACUUCUAUUCAAUUGUAGAUCAAAAAAAUGGCAUCCAAACGUGGUGCACCCGGAUCCGCACCCCCCAAGUCGACGAAGAAGCAACGACGUGUCGCGUUUGAAGAAGCCCUUAACGAGGAUGCGCUGCCUCCACCUGACGGAGUUUUCUAUUCACAGGGCUCACAAGAGGACUUGGAAGAUUUUGCACAACUACUGCCACGUAGUAAGAGUCAACCUGCGGCAGUCCCCUUUGGGGAGGAACACCUACAUGAGAAGAAUAACAGUAGCAAGACUUCUGGGUUUGCUGCAGCAGGUGGCACUCCACAACGCGGACGUCCAAGUCAGCGUCCCUCUCCAGCCUCCAGCAGUCGCAAACCUUCUAAGGCAUUAGUAAGGCACGACUCAACGGGAGGUGGAGCCAGGACGAAGCCUGCAGACUCCUACAUAACACCACAGAGCAGCAAAAGGACACCUGAUAAUUAAGGGCUCUGGGAACAUCUUCAUUUCUCAUUAAUAUCAUUUCUAUCUCAUAAAUUUUACAUUCCUGCUUUCUCCCUUGUAGUGAUUGCUCCUAUCAAAAAAUGAAAUGUUUCAUCAACCUUUAAGAUGAGAAAGGCGAAGGACAUCUUCAAGACGACAUGAUAUUGCAGACUCCUAGUCGCCAAAACAAGCUGGCAUUACGCGAGAAAAGGAAUCUAGCGGCUGAAACUGCGUUCCUACAGGUCGUGCGGAAUCGGUCGUUGAAGGUUUUACGUCGCGAUGAAGCCUUACGUGGAAUUGUGGACUGGUUUCUAUUGCAAGAUGAAUGCGGACCCUGUAUUAUGGCAGAAGUGUACUUGGGAGAAGUAGAUCUUCAUCAUCAAUUUGCAGAAGUGUACUUGGGAGAAGUAGAUCUUCAUUAUCAAUUUGAAUAGCAAUAGUUUGAGUUUCUAGUUUCGUUGGAUUUGGAGGUCAUGAAUAUGGAGAUUCUACUCAUCGAAGGUUUAUUACUUGUAGUUGUGGUUCUGCUCACGCUCAGGCUUAGUACUUGUUGUCUGCGUCCUGCUCUUCUCUAAUACCAGCGUUCCCCUUAUCGUCACCGGUGAACGGCAGCAGGGAAAAACGACGCUUCUACGUGACUUCUUCGACCAACUGCGUAAGGAGGAGAAGCGGGAACUGAAGGAGAGUUCUAGUUCGAGUUCUAGUACGACCACGACAAUGUCAAUGACUGGAAAAAAUGCAACAGCCGCUGCAGAUGAAGCCAAUAGUACAACAAAAGUAGUCUUUCUUACCUUGCCAGACUCCGUGACGAAAUCCAUCAAAACAGCUCGAGCAGCCCUAAGCUUCGACACACUCCAGAAAACUGCAACGCGCAACAGACAUGAAUGGACAUUGCUCGGCUCUGUUGUGCAAGCUCUGACUGCAGCAUUGGAGGACCCACCUCAGGAUUUAGAGGCCAAUGGUCAUGGUGCUGAACUAGGAAGAGAUGCUGUGAAGGGAACCAGAUUAGAAUUUGCUGUUCCGGACAGUACCAGAACUUUGACAAAGACAACUACAUCACUUUCACUAGCGCCAACAUCUUCUACGACGAGUACAACCUCUAAAGAUAAGGCAGACCAGACCCCCGCAGUAGACGUAGAGGCACCAGAAGCAGCUGCUACUACUUUCACCGCUCUUCUAAGCCGUCUUUCCCAGGUCUUGCGAGCUGCCUCUAAAAAAGCAAGUAAGACGAUUCUUGGCGGGCUUCUCGACAACCCAUUGAUUCUGGUCAUCGACGCUUUCGACACUUACAAUUCUUCAGGGUCUCGACGACAAGGAUCGCUAGAAGCCAGACAAGAAGAAAUCCGAGAACUUUUGCGAAUUCUAGACACACUUGUGUAUCAGCAAUUUGGGUCUAUAGUGCGGUUGAUCUUGAUCAAUCCGAGUCCGAGUGUCUUUCGAACUACGAAGAUGGGCACAGCGGCGGACGUCGUGUCAUUGCCCUCAUGGACUGGAGACACAUAUUGGCACUUGAUUCGACGUCAUUUGCGCAAAUACGUGUUGGAAAUAACUAGUUCUAGCUCUACUACUAGGUGUGGUAGUUGUAGUUCUACAACUAGUAGGGGUCAGCCUGGAAGAAGAGACCAAGAUGCUUCUACGACCGCGUCUUCUACGAUUGCUACAAACCCGCUAAGUGGAGAUCAACAGCAGCUAGAGAAAGAUCUGGACACUUUUUUGCGGUUAAAGGUGUCAGAACUCUUUUGUUCUUCAUCGUCGACUUCUACCAAAUGGUAUUGCGCAGAGGCGGGCGCAAAGCCAAAAUCCUUUUUGCUCUCUGAGAUUCUGACAAAAACUGCAGCUGCCUUUCGAUUGUACCUGUCCUUACCGAGGAAUCGUCGCGACGGACCAGAGGUUUUCCAGGUGCUGACAGGACGAAGAACCAAAGGUCCCAUGAUGUCACAGGAUGAGAUGCGCAAAAGUCGACUUCAUUUGUCACCAUCGGUAUGCCUCGCAGCAGUAGCGAGUUUUCUGGCGAGCUACAAUCCCAGAGAAGUGGACAAACCGACAUUGCUAGCUGGAGCUGGUUUUAUGGCUGCAAAUCAGUUGUUACAACUUGAAGUUUCUAGUUCUUGUAGUCUUCGUUGUCGUAGAUAAGUAGCAUGCAAGAUUAGAAAGAAAACAAGCUACAACUACACCAUACUUCGUCUAUUAAGAGAAACUAGUACAACAUAGUUGUACAACCCCAGGCUUGUAGUUUCUCUAAUUCUUCCGCUGGCGACGGUGGCAGCGCUUCGCAAUUCAACCCCAGAAAGCUGCAGAACAAGGCGAUCUGUGAUUCUGGCCUCAUAGUCGGCAGAACGAAGGACAGCGUUCGCAGAGAUGAGAGGCAAAAACGCCCAGCACCUCUGGAGCGCAUUCGUGCUAUCUUCGAAGCGCUACGUGAAGGACUCUUCUGCCGCUCCAACGAGGUCAGUGAUAUGUUUCCCCUAGGCUCGCACUCUUGGCAGAGUGUAGUCGGGACAAUGAUCGAUGAGUUAGCAUGGUGGACGUUUUGUGGGAACAGCGGGGAGCCACGGAAAAAUCUUGGUGCCGGAGCAGGGUCAACAUCUAGCUCUGGUCCAGAGGCACAGCUAGGCUCUUCAGUCUUGAUUAUGAGUCACGUCACAGACAACUCUUUCCGACAGAGUCUAGUCAGUUUGAACCUGCACCCAGAGAGGUUUGUAGCGGAAUAUAUGUUGGCGUAUGAUUAGAUGACUGGGACUUGAUGUGCGGCGACGAAGGGGGAACUUGUCCUUUAGCUACAAUAAGGUCCAUCGGGUUGAUUUUGCAUUAUGCCUCAGCUGAAUUGAAGUUUAGAUCUCGAGGUCUUCAUCUAGAGAAGAAUGGCAGUAGCGGGUGCGUCUGCGGCGUUUCAACCUAUAUUAUAGAUGCCUCAGCAUAAUUCCUCUAGAAGGUGGAAACG
Messenger RNA from Amoebophrya sp. A25, 3537 nucleotides. The record is from the annotation of a GenBank genome assembly. Lineage: Eukaryota; Dinophyceae; Syndiniales; Amoebophryaceae.